GACGAUGGAGGAGCCGCAGCGCGGCCGCUCGCACACCGUCACCACGACUACCAGCUCCUUCGCCGAGAACUUCUCCACCACCAGCAGCAGCUUCGCUUACGACCGCGAGUUCCUCCGCACCGCGCCGGGGCUCCUCAUCGUGGCCGAGAUCGUCCUAGGACUGCUUGUAUGGACACUGAUCGCCGGCACCGAGUACUUCCGGGUCCCAGCGUUCGGCUGGGUCAUGUUUGUCGCUGUGUUUUACUGGGUGCUCACCGUCUUCUUCCUCAUCCUCUACAUAACCAUGACCUACACCAGGAUUCCCCAGGUGCCCUGGACCACAGUGGGCCUGUGCUUUAACAGCAGUGCCUUCAUCUUAUACCUCUCGGCCGCCGUCGUUGAUGCCUCGUCUGUCUCCCCGGAGAGGGACAGUCACAACUUCAACAGCUGGGCUGCCUCAUCGUUCUUUGCCUUCCUGGUCACCAUCUGCUACGCCGGAAACGCCUAUUUCAGUUUUAUAGCGUGGAGAUCCAGGACUGCGCAGUGAUGGGCCGUGUGGAUACAUGAAAAGGAAAAGAAGAAAGGUCCUCACUGUCCCAGCAGCUGUAGGUAUGAUGUACAGUAUUCCUAGAGAACUGUAUUUAAUGAACGUUUUUAUAUACUGAGCUCAGCUGGCCGGCCGUGGCUGGUUUACGAGUACACUGGAUCCUGAUUUGCAGAACGCUGCAGUCUCAUGCAUUCACCCGUUCGGUGUCUUUUCUGAUGUCUUCGCGCAGAGUAUUUUCGUAGACCGUGUACAGAUAGAUAUGUUGCUAAUAUGCAGAAUGUGACAUGUUUGUAAACCUAACUCUUCACAUGCCAGAUUUGCUUUUGUGAUUAAAUGUUGCAAAAUCCCUAGCCUGUGUCGUGUGUGAUGGGAGGAAGGAGACCCGGCUGCCGGACACUGCGGGUGUCUCCAUCUUGGUCACAGGUGUGCAGGUACCUAGCAUGCUGUCACAGAGUGGGUGAAUGGGUGGGCACAGCCCCAAGGCUGGGCGGCCGGAAGCAUCAGCUCACUCAGCUGGAGGGGCUCAGGGUCAUUGCUUUGCCCCGGUCGGCAUCGAGGCCCGGGAAAGCCCCUACUGAGACCUGGCCAUGGAGAUUGUUCAUGAGGUCACAGCUCCUGAAAGCGAUGCCAAAUGUGCUCAUGGUUUCUCUGACAUAUUUUAAAACAGGGUAGGCUGGGCUGAUGUGUUGACUCAACAGGCUAAUUCUAUACCUGUAAGAACUGGCACCCG
Ochotona curzoniae (black-lipped pika) is the source of this 1256-nucleotide messenger RNA. RefSeq names its product CKLF like MARVEL transmembrane domain containing 8 (gene CMTM8). Bases 5 to 526 code for a protein of 173 amino acids. Lineage: Eukaryota; Metazoa; Chordata; Mammalia; Lagomorpha; Ochotonidae. Gene Ontology annotation, molecular function: structural constituent of myelin sheath. Gene Ontology annotation, biological process: myelination. The transcript has 4 exons. The record is from RefSeq and is a predicted model, not a curated record. Gene Ontology annotation, cellular component: membrane.